GAGAGCGCAUCUGAAGAAAGCGCGUUCGCGUGUCCACACACUUAUAUACACACAUCCAGACUACAGCUGCACACCGAGAGCAUCCCUGAAAAGAGGAAGUGCUCGUUCACACUCUCCCAGCCUGGAAGCAUCGCUCUAGUUAGCUAACAUUUCAUCUUGGCGUGUUGGUUUUUACGGACGUGGAAAGAAUGUUCCCGGCGAACCCAGUGGAUUCGGAGGUCCACUGAAAUCCACCUCGCGCGGGCUCCGAGCCCCCCUCUGACUGCGUCGCUUUCAGCAGCAGUCAGCCCGAGCCAGAAUGUCAAGUAGCUACGAAGAAACUCGCUCCAGGGGCGGUGGCUCCAGCCGUGACUUGAAGAUGGCCUCGUCGAGCAGCUCGUCCCUGGACGGUGGACUUCCUCCACCGCCGCACCAGAACCGCAUACGGCAGUCUGACAGCAACACCAGUUUCCUCCGUGCUGCUCGAGCAGGAAACACAGACAAAGUCCUGGAAUUCCUCAAAAACGGAGUUGACAUCAGCACCUGUAACCAGAAUGGACUCAAUGCAUUACACCUGGCAGCUAAAGAGGGACACAAAGAUUUGGUGGAAGAACUGUUGCAGAGAGGAGCACAUGUAGACUCAGCCACCAAGAAGGGAAACACUGCUCUUCAUAUCGCCUCACUGGCUGGACAAAAAGAAGUUGUAAAACUCUUGGUGACUAGAGGAGCGGAUGUCAACGCUCAAUCACAGAAUGGCUUCACACCACUCUACAUGGCAGCCCAAGAGAAUCAUUUGGAGGUGGUACGAUAUUUUCUGGAAAAUGAAGGGAACCAAAGCAUUGCAACAGAAGACGGCUUCACUCCACUUGCGAUCGCUCUCCAGCAGGGCCACAACUCGGUGGUGUCCCUGCUGUUGGAGCAUGACACCAAAGGGAAAGUUCGCCUGCCAGCCUUGCACAUAGCAGCCCGCAAGGACGACACCAAGUCUGCAGCGCUGCUGCUUCAGAAUGACCACAACGCUGAUGUGCAGUCCAAGAUGAUGGUCAAUAGAACCACAGAGAAUGGGAAGAGCGGUUUCACGCCCCUGCACAUCGCUGCUCACUAUGGCAAUGUGAAUGUCUCUACCUUGUUGCUGAACAGAGGAGCUGCUGUCGACUUCACAGCCAGGAAUGGGAUCACACCUCUUCAUGUGGCGUCCAAAAGAGGAAACACCAACAUGGUCGCUCUGUUGUUGGAUCGCGGCGCUCAGAUAGACGCUAAAACAAGGGAUGGUCUGACACCCCUGCACUGUGCAGCCAGGAGUGGACAUGACCCAGCAGUGGAGAUUCUGCUGGAAAGAGGAGCGCCCAUCUUAGCCAGAACCAAGAACGGACUGUCUCCGCUGCACAUGUCAGCUCAGGGAGACCACAUAGAGUGUGUGAAGCUCCUGCUGCAGCAUCAGGCGCCGGUUGAUGACGUUACGCUCGACUACCUCACAGCACUGCACGUCGCAGCUCACUGUGGCCACUACAGAGUCACCAAAGUCCUUCUGGACAAAAAGGCUAACCCUAACGCCAGAGCACUGAAUGGUUUUACUCCUCUCCACAUCGCUUGCAAGAAAAACCGAGUGAAAGUGAUGGAGCUUCUAGUUAAAUAUGGUGCCUCCAUUCAGGCGAUCACCGAGUCUGGACUGACUCCCAUCCAUGUAGCAGCUUUCAUGGGGCACCUCAACAUUGUUCUGCUGCUGCUGCAAAACGGUGCUUCUCCAGAUGUCCGCAACAUUCGUGGUGAGACAGCUCUCCACAUGGCCGCCCGGGCGGGACAGAUGGAGGUGGUUCGCUGCUUGUUGAGAAACGGAGCCUUGGUGGAUGCCAUGGCGAGGGAGGACCAGACUCCCCUCCACAUUGCAUCCCGUUUAGGGAAAACCGAUAUUGUCCAGCUGCUGCUGCAACACAUGGCCCACCCUGAUGCAGCCACCACAAAUGGCUACACUCCUCUCCACAUCUCUGCCAGGGAAGGCCAGGUGGAGACCGCCGCCGUUCUGCUGGAGGCCGGAGCCUCACACUCUCUGGCCACCAAGAAAGGAUUCACUCCACUCCAUGUAGCAGCAAAAUAUGGAAGCCUUGAUGUAGCGAAGCUUCUCCUUCAACGCAGAGCCCUUCUAGAUGAUGCUGGCAAGAAUGGCCUGACUCCACUGCAUGUAGCAGCUCAUUAUGACAACCAGGAGGUGGCUCUGCUACUGCUGGAUAAAGGAGCGUCGCCUCACGCCACUGCUAAGAAUGGCUACACUCCUCUCCACAUUGCAGCCAAAAAGAACCAGACAAACAUUGCUUUAGCGCUGCUGCAGUACGGAGCAGAGACCAAUGUUCUAACCAAGCAGGGGGUCAGCCCGCUACACCUGGCAUCCCAGGAGGGACACGCUGAGAUGGUCAGCCUGCUGCUGAGCAAAGGAGCACAUGUCAACACCGCCACCAAGAGUGGACUGACUGCUUUGCACCUCACAGCCCAAGAGGACAGAGUCAACGCAGCAGAAGUCCUGGCCAAACAUGACGCCAAUUUGGAUCAGCAAACUAAACUCGGAUACACUCCCCUGAUUGUGGCGUGCCAUUAUGGAAAUGCCAAAAUAGUAAACUUCCUCCUUCAACAAGGCGCCAGUGUGAAUGCCAAAACAAAGAAUGGCUACACUCCGCUUCACCAGGCAGCGCAGCAAGGGAACACGCACAUAGUCAAUGUUUUGCUUCAGCACGGGGCAAAACCCAACACCACCACAGUGAAUGGGAACACAGCACUGUCGAUUGCCAGGCGUUUGGGUUACAUCUCUGUGGUGGACACGCUGAGAGUUGUCACAGAGGAGGUCAUCACUACCACCACGACGGUGACAGAGAAACACAAGCUCAAUGUUCCUGAGACCAUGACAGAGAAUCUUGAUGUGUCGGAUGAAGAAGGUGAGGACACAAUGACAGGUGAUGGAGGAGAAUACCUGAGAGCCGAGGACCUUCGAGAGCUGGGAGACGACUCUCUGCCAGGACAUUAUCUGGAUAGCUUCAGCUAUAUGAGUCACAACCUGGACAGGCCCCAGCACACUCCCAUUCACCAAAGUUUCCAUCAGAGAGACGGGGUUCUCAUUGAAGAAGUUUGGACAAGCCACCAGGUGUCUGCGUUGGCCAGAGAGCAUGACAAGGAGUCAUUUCGUCUGAGCUGGGGUGCUGAGCACCUGGAUAAUGUGGUGCUCUCCUCCAGUCUGCUGCACUCUGGCCGUUCUUCUCCAUGCCUAGACCAUGACAACAGCAGUUUCCUGGUGAGUUUUAUGGUCGAUGCCAGAGGCGGAGCAAUGCGAGGCUGUCGUCACAACGGCCUGCGAAUCAUCGUCCCACCAAGGAAGUGUUCCGCUCCCACACGGGUGACAUGCAGGCUGGUGAAGAGACAUCGUUUGGCCUCCAUGCCCCCCAUGGUGGAAGGUGAAGGGCUUGCCGGUCGAAUCAUAGAGGUCGGACCCACCGGGGCUCAGUUUCUGGGUAAGCUCCACCUUCCUACAGCUCCUCCCCCUCUGAAUGAGGGCGAGAGCCUGGUCAGCCGCAUUCUGCAGCUGGGUCCUCCAGGAACCAAGUUCCUCGGGCCAGUGAUUGUGGAGAUCCCCCAUUUUGCGGCUCUGAGGGGCACGGAGAGGGAGCUCGUGAUCCUACGGAGUGAAACAGGAGAGAACUGGAAGGAGCAUCACUGCGACUUCACUGAAGAGGAGCUGAACCAGAUCCUUAAUGGCAUGGAUGAAAAACUCGAUUCUCCAGAAGAACUGGAGAAAAAAAGAAUAUGCCGCAUCAUCACCAGAGAUUUCCCACAGUACUUCGCUGUGGUGUCGAGGAUAAAGCAGGACAGUCACCUGAUUGGUCCAGAGGGCGGGGUCCUCAGCAGUACACUUGUACCCCAAGUCCAGGCUGUCUUCCCUGAAGGUGCUCUCACUAAGAAGAUCAGAGUUGGGCUUCAGGCUCAGCCUAUUGAGGCUGAAAUGGUGAGAAAGAUUCUCGGUAACAAAGCCACAUUUAGCGCGAUUGUCACAUUGGAACCCAGAAGGAGGAAGUUCCAUAAACCAAUCACCAUGACGAUCCCAAUCCCCAAGAGCGCCAACAGUGAUGGACCAACUACAGUCUACAGUGGGGAGACCCCCACUUUACGUUUGCUUUGUAGCAUUACAGGUGGAACCACUCCUGCCCAGUGGGAGGACAUCACUGGCUCCACCCCUCUCACAUUUGUCAAUCAGUGCGUUUCCUUCACCACAAAUGUGUCCGCAAGGUUCUGGCUCAUAGAUUGCAGACAGGUCCAGGAGUCUGUCAACUUUGGCUCUCAGCUGUACAGAGAAAUCAUUUGUGUGCCAUACAUGGCCAAAUUUGUCAUAUUUGCCAAGACGCUGGACCCUAUAGAGGCUCGACUUCGCUGUUUCUGCAUGACAGACGACAAGAUGGACAAAACCUUGGAGCAGCAAGAGAACUUUACAGAAGUUGCCCGCAGCCGAGAUGUUGAGGUUUUGGAAGGGAAACCUAUAUAUGCAGACUGCUUUGGAAACCUGGUGCCUCUUACCAAGAGCGGACAGCACCACGUGUUUAGUUUCUAUGCCUUUAAGGAGAACAGACUGGCUCUCUUUGUGAAAAUUAGAGACACAGCUCAGGACCCAUGUGGCCGCUUGUCCUUCACCAAGGAACCACGCACCUACAGAAGUCUGAACCUCAAUGCCAUCUGCAACCUUAACAUCACACUCCCAACAUACUCAAAGGAAUCAGAUUCAGACCAAGAUGGAGAUGAUGAGAGCGAAAAGAGUGAAAAGAAAUAUGAUGAAUCUGAGUCAACUGAGACAUUCUCCCUGCGAACUAACCAACCUCUUGAUCCUGCAACGCUUGCAAGUCCAGACCUCCUGUCAGACAUGUCGGACAUCAGAACAUCGGCAGUUUUUACUGCAUAUGAGGGGAGAAUUGAAGAAACAGGGUUAGAGGAGGAGUCGUCUCUGAUUGUUGUGGAAUUGUUCAAAGAGAGGCAGGAAAAGGUUGGAGGAUUUAAAAAAGAUGGGCAGAUUGAACGUAGAUCAGUGGAACAACAAGAUAGGGCUAAGAAAGAUGUGUAUUCAGUAUUUGAGGUGAAAGCUUUUGAAGAAACUAAAACUUUGAGUCAAACUGACACUGAUAUUGAUGGCAUGAAUACAGUGGUCUCAAACCUUGACAAGGAGAUGGAAGAUUAUCUGGAGCAAAGACUCUCUGGGACAUAUGAUUCUCAAGAAGAUCUUACAAAAGAGAAAGGUGAACUUGUAUCUGUAAAGCGAGAUGGCAAAAAACAUCCUCCAAAUAUUAAAAAACCUAUUAGAAAGAAACUUAGAGAGUUUUCAAGAUGUAGCAGCUCUGAGGGAGAACUAGAAAGAAUGAGUUCUGAAGAGUCUUUAGAUGAUGAUGCUAUCAUGAAGAAGAGUGACCCUUCAACCACCGUAGCCACAGAACCUCCAGCUUCUCCUGUAGUUGUUGAGGCACCUAUAGGAUCAAUAAAGGACAAGGUUAAAGCUUUGCAAAACAGAGUUGAGGAGGAAAAGAUACAAAAGCACACUCAAGUUCAGGGGUAUGAAGCAACACGAAGCAGCAUUACAAAGACACCAGCAGAAGUCAUGCCAGAACUUCCCAGUAUUCCCAAAUCCCCUAAAUCCCAAACCGAAAGAUUAGAGGAAACUAUGUCAGUGAAGGAACUGAUGAAGGCAUUUCAGACAGGGCAAGACCCAUCAAAAUGUAAAUCUGGACUUUUUGAACACAAAGCAGAGCAUUUUCAUUAUGACAAAAUGUCCAUCUCUGAAACAACAGAUUCUGAAAAGUUGGAAGAAGUGGAGCAAAGUCUUACAUAUGAGCCAACAUCUCAACUCCAGACUCAUGACCCUGUGGUUUUCCAUGAACAAAAUGUCAUUAAUAAACCAAGCAAUACAGAAGAGAUGGAAUGCCUAGUCAAAGGUAAUACAGAAGAAAAGGUAUCUAAUGGAAAGAAAGUGACAUUUGCUGAAACUACUGAGUAUGUUGAUGAUGGUUAUGGUCCACAGAGAGAGGUAGUUGACAGUUGUGUGUUACCAGACAAGGAGAAUCUGUCAGUUAAGGAGCUGAUGAAAAUGUUCCAAGCUGAGUGCGAGAAUGCAGAAAUCACACCACAGCCUUUAAAACCCAAUGCUGUGUCCACUCAUGUUACAACAACUCAAAAUGAAGCUUUUAAAGAAACCCCAUUUCAAGAGCCAGAAUCACAUGUUGAAGCACAGGGACCAACAACUUUCAGUUCAACAUCUGAUUCCAUCUUGUAUGAUUUUAGAGAGUCAGAAGCUCAUCCAGAAAGUGUUGUCAGAUACGGAUCUGACAACUCAGUGUUCAUUUCAGAUGAUUACUCUCUUGGAAAGACAGUGCACUUUGCUGAAACACUUCCUAGUGAUCAUGUACCUGACAGCCCACAAAGAGGGGAGCCUGGAGAGAGCACUGUGUCUGUGAAAAACUUACUGAAAGCUUUCCAAAAUGAGCAAGAAGGACAGCAGACUAAGCCAAGUCUCACAAGGGAGACACAAAUGUCAAUACAAACUGAGAAGGCCUCAAUUAUCCAUCAAGAGAUUGGUGACAGAAAAUCUGACCAUUUAGGCUUGGAUAAUCAUUCACAAGAGUUUAUCAGAGAUCAGUCUCUGUCAUUGUCUGACCCUUCUUUUGAGCAGAUGAUACAAAAUUCUGAAAGACUGAUCACAACAAUCCAGACUGAGCAUGGCCUGUUAAAAGCGAAAUCAGAAUCACGUGAAGGCUCUGGAGAGAUUCAGGAAACUGAACAGAAUACCCGAAUGUCAUUCCAAACACAAGUGAGUAGUGACAAACCAAUGAAUUUAGAUGCUCAGACUGUGACAUUACAGAAAGAAAACACUUCUGAGUCACAACUAAGUCCAGUUACUACUUCUUUUGGUGUGACAGUCAAAGUCACUGAGAGGAUUCAGUUUGAUGAUAGAAGAAUUAAUCCAGAGAGAGAUGAGUCAGACAUGCCACAGAACAGCCUCAGCAGAAUGCAGCUCGAGGAACCCCUCAUAAACAUUACUAGGAGUCUAUCUGAUGAAUAUCAGAUCAGCCCUGACCGCAGACAUUCAGAGGAUUUCAGUUCUUUCAUUAAGGCUGAACUGGAGGAAAAUCCAGAGUAUCAGCUGUUUAAGCGCAGAUCUACAACAGGAGAUGUCAACUAUCAAUUGGGGGCACUUGGGGAAGAGACCCUGAUUGAUGAUACAGACACAAAUCCAGAAUCAUUAUACAGUUCUUGUUUUAAGGACAACACAAGUCCAAAUAGUUACAAGCCAGAAAGACUGACUAAAUCCUCUGAGACAAAUGUUCUAAAGACCUCCUGUUUUAGCUCAGAAGAGAAAGAAAAUUCAGAAGAACUUACACCAAUAUAUCAAAUGCCCAAUGAAAUGUUUUCUUACCACGGCGUUACCAAAGACGAUUACUGUGUUCCUGCAGACAAAGACACCAUGUUUCAAGCAAAAGAUAAAGACAUCACAGAUAAACAUAAAAGCAAAGAACAAAGGACAGAGAUAGCAAUAAAGGAGCAGUCGAUUCUCGAGAUUUGCAAAGGUAAUCAAAUGUUUGGCCAGAAAUCUACAUCAGUAAAGGACAUAAAAGGUUCCUUAUUGAACAAAGAUUUGGAUCAGUACCUACAAGUUGGACCUAUUAGAAGCCAACAAGCGCAUGAAGAUAUUUGUCAGGAUAAAAUUGAACAAUCCAUUAAAACACAAGAGACUGAUGAGGAAACGUCCACAAAAACUUUUACUCAAAAGGAAGAAACAAAAAUGGAUGAAGCAGCAAUGCAAUUAAAACCUGCAGAUAUCGAAGAACCAACAUUUGCAGAGGCAGAUAAAAAAACAGGGCCAAUGGAAAGAACACUUCCAGAAGAGGAUGAUGUCAUUGUGAACUUUGAUCAAAUGAUUCACACCAAAGUCAGCGAAUCCUCAAGUGCUUUUGUUGAGAAGAGGAAAAACUCAGAAACGCAAGAACAGACUCAAGCAAUUGCUGAUGAACUGAGGCCAAGUGUCCCAUUUGAGCCUCCAUUUGAAGAGGAUAUUAAGAAAAUUACACAACCAUCAACAAAUGAGAAAAAUAUGUCAGGCAUGUUGUCACUUCUCAAAAGUGAUCUUGAUAAAUGUUUAAGUGAAAAUACAAUGUCAAGACAAUGCAAGCUAGAGGAUGAGCUUGUUGAUGAAAGACACAUUGAAGUCAAACUCCCAAGCAGACAUUUACAAGACAAUGUACUUGAGGAAGUUUAUGAAAACCUGCAGGGCUCAGAGAGUCAAUUUAAGAAAGCAACAACUGAAGCACAAUCUGAGACUAUAUUUGAACAAGUUUACCUGGAGGGAGAUGCAUAUCACCAACCGUCCACAAAUAAGAGAAAUAUUUCUGGCAUGUUAUCACAUUUGAGUCAUGAUUUAGAGACAUACUUUGAAGAAAAUCCAGUGCGAAAGCAAAUGUCCUUUGAUGAGGGGUUAAUCUCUGAAAGCUGCAAGGAAGUUCGAAUAAAAUGUGAUGAUGUUGAAGAGAAGGUGAAUAAAAGGGCCAGUGACCAACCUGAUGCUGGUGCAGUUAGUAUGAAAGAAAUACCAAGAAGUUCUGUAUCUGAGACCCCAUUCCAACAAGUUGUUAUUAAGACCAAAGCUCAGUCCAAACUGAUAACAGCUGAGAAGAAUAUGCCUGGUAUGUUAUCACUUUUAAGUAGCGACCUGGACAAAUAUCUCAAAGAAAGGCCAGUUGUCAAACAAGAUCUUCCAGACCAGGAUCUAAUCCAUGAGAGCUGCAAGGAAACAAAACAGGUAGCUGAUCAUUCAGAUGACAAAGAUGAAGAAGUUGCCAGGAUAUGUACCAAGACUGAAAAAGGUGGUCUUCAAGAAGUUGCUCAAAGUUCAGUAUCUGAGAUCCCAUUCCAACAAGUGCUCAUUAAGCAGGAGGUUUACCACAAACAGCCAACAACUGAGAAGAAUAUAUCUGGUAUUUUGUCACAUCUGAGUAGUGACUUAGAUGAAUACCUAAAAGAAAGACCAAUUGUCAAACAAACACUUCCAGAGCAAGACUGUAUCCAUGAGAGCUGCAAGGAAACAAAACUGGUAACGGAUUGUUUAGAUGACAAAGUAGGGGGGGACUACAGUGAGUGCUUGGAGACCGAUACAGUUGGAACUGAAGAAGCUCAAAGAUCAGCAUUUGAGACUCCAUUCCAACAAGUUGUUACUGAGAGACACGUUGACUGUGAACAAAUAACUGAAAAGACUAUGUCUGGUAUGCUGUCACAUCUGAGUGGUGACUUAGAGAAAUAUCUUAAAGAAAGACCAACAACCAAACAAAAACUAACAGAGAACAACAUAGUCAAAGAAAGUUGCACAGAAACCAAAUUGGUUGUUGAUCAUUUUGAAGAUAAAGUAGUGGAAGUGGCAUGUGAAACUUUGGAGUCUGAUGAAGUUGCAGUUGAUGAUCUAUCUCAAGGCUCAAUAUCUGAGAUUCCAUUUAAUCAGAUUGUGAUUGAAGGAAAAUCCCACCCUCAGCAGUCAGAGAAAGAUAUGACAGGCAUGUUGUCUCUAUUGAGCACUGAUUUGGAUGUUAAUCUGAAAGAAAAGUCUUUGAAUUUGGAAAGAUGUUCAGAUGAGAGUUUGAUCCAUGAGGAAUGUCAAGAAACAUUUCUUACAUGUGGUUAUGAAGAAGUCCAGGUGGAAAAGGAGCUAGACGAAGAUCCAAAUACUGAUGUAGCUGAAAUCAAGGAACUAGUCGGAGGUUUAGUUGCAGACAAUGUAUUACAGAAAGUUUCGAUGAAGACACAAGUCCAUGACGAAUGCACCUCAAUUGAGAAGAAAGUAUCAUAUGUGGUGCCCCUUCUCAGUGAGCCUGGGAAACCUGAGACGAAAGAAAGUCCUCCAUAUGAGGACCUUGUUCAUGAGACCUUCAAAGAAACAACACAGACUGAGGACUGCAAAAGAGAACCAGACGAGGUAUCCUCCAAAAAAUCCAGAUUUGAUAGUGGAGACAUCAAUAAAACAAGACUUAAAGAAAUUGAAAGACAGACAUAUGUUGAUGAAGACGACAGGUCCAACAUUGAAUCAUUUAAGACAUGGAAAGAGGACAGAUCAUUUAAAGAAGCAGCACUUUAUACUGACUCUACUGAAAGAACAGUGAACAACAGCAAGUCAUACGCGACAUUAUAUGAUGAUGAAGUUGAUGACAAUGCUGAUGGUUUUCAUUCAGUUCAUGAAACACAAGAACCAAGUAGGUAUGCUGCUCUGCAACGACCUGCUGAAUUGGAGAACAUCCCCUGUAUGGUGUUUGAUGAGCCAGACAAAGAGCUUUUUAAUCAAGACUCAUUAGAGUCAAGUCCUGUAGUGGAAGAUCGAUCAUCAAAGAAAUCCCCUGAUUCAAUUGAACCAAGCCCUACCAAAGAUUCUCCAUGUCAAGAUUCCCUUGAAAGUAGUCCUACUCUGACAAAGGAUGCACAAAUUCAUAAACCUUUUAAGACAGCUGUGUAUGAAGACUAUGCUUCACAGCUCAAAGCAUGUUUUCCAUAUGAAACCUCUGUUUAUACAGAUAAAUGUGAAGAAGAUGAGAAAGAAAACACUGGGAGGAUCUCUGUAACUGAAUCUCCAGAUGAAACAAGUGAUGCUAAUAUGUGCUCUAUUGAGAGCCUUCAAACCAGGCAAAAGUCACUCAGUGCAGAUGACAGCGAGGAUGAAAUCACCAGCAAACAAUUUACUCCAGAAGAGGAGAUGUUUAAAAUGGCUGUAAAGAUCAAAACGUUCGAGGAGAUGGAACAAGAAUCUAAAAUAAAGACAGAGAUACAUGAAGAUUACAAAGACGAUGACCGAGAUUUAAGAUCAGACUCUGAAGCUAUUCAACAAUCAAGUUCUGAAUUAUGUGCGACUCAUUCACAACAUGAAGAAAUAGAUCAUUUGUUCCUUAAGAAUGAGGCAGUGAAUCAGUCACAGCAGGGAACUACUCAGCUGGCUGACAUUCAACUUUGUUCAACUACACAAUCCAAAGAAAAAACUGACGGAGUUAGGGAGGACUCCACAAUCCUCUUUGCAGAAAAAGAGUCAGAAAUUCUAAAAGACAAAACAACACCAAUUUUUACUGUUUCUGAAAAACAUUUGUCAGGCUUUGUGGCAAAUGAAUCCCAAAUGAUGACCCAAGGUUCAGGAUUUGCACCUGAACCUCAAACUACAACUUGUACUACAGAAGUGGAAGAAGUUAAAGAACAAAUGGAUCUUGGCCAAAAAACACCAGAAAAAUAUCCUGAUCAGGCUACAGAUAGUGAGAGAAGCCCUAAUCCAUUUCAGUUUCAAGAAGGAAAACUGUUUGAAAUGACUAGAGGUGGAGCCAUUGACUUGACAAGAAGGACCUUUGAUGACGAAGGUGAAGGAUUUGGGUUUUUUCAUUUUGGAGAACAUCAAAUGGAUGAAGAUGUACCAGAAGAGUUUGUUGAAGAUUUUACAAAGUCUUCUCAGAGAACUGAUUCUAAGCCUGGAGCUAUUUCUAGCUUGACCGAUUGUCAACUUGUUUCUCCUAGUGCUGCUAAGAGCUUCACAACUACCCAGACUGAAGCUGGAGAUAUGGAGGGCCUCGGGCUAGGCUACUUGGAUACCACUGUAGCUGACCUUCAGUCAGACACAACAGAAGCCACCCAGAUAGAUGCUGAAAAGCCUUUCUUAGACUCUUCCUCCUCCUCUGAUGAUGACUUAGAUGACGAAGAAGACCAGUGCUCAGUCAUAGAGAUGACCAUUUCUGCUGCACAGCUUGACACCUUAGAUAAUGAUCAAGAUUCACCUCAGCCAACCAUACCAGGUUCUUUAAUUAGUGAGUCAAUGAAGGUGAAAGACUUGCAGGUAUCAGUGCUCGAGACAGUUGAUAGGAGAGCAGAAAAAAGACUGAAGUCUGAUCGUAAAACUAGAUCUGAAGGUGGAGACAUUAAAAAACAGUUUUAUAGAAAAGGUCCGAGAUACUCUGAUUGUAGUCAGUCUACUAGUACGUCAGAGCUUUCUGCUUCUAAACUCUCUCCCCUAAUGCAGGAGAGACUUGAAGCUGAUAUGGCCCAUCCUCAUUCCACCCCCAAAAAAGCCCUCCAGCUCCCCGAUGCUACAGAUACAUCUAUUAGGUCUUCUUUUGAAACUGAUGAUAGGAGUAGCAGCAGUCACAAAAGUUCAGACUCCGUUGUCUUUACAUAUGACGUUCAAGCUUCUCACGGUUCAGAUUCUGAUAGUAAUCAGUUACCAGUUACACAUCCAUCUUGUGGGGCAGAGGAUGUGUUUGAGUCCAGGCCUACAUGGGAUGACACUGUGGAAACUCAGAUGCAGAGAAUCGUUGAUGAUCAAACUCCAGAACAUACUCCAGUUGAUUGGCAGGAUGAUGCUGAUAGGAAGGAGGAGACUUUAGCAAUCAUUGCAGACCUUCUUGGCUUCAGUUGGACUGAACUCGCAAAAGAGCUGGAAUUCAGUGAAGAGGAUAUUCAACUUGUGAGAACACAAAAUCCAAAUUCUCUUCAAGAACAGAGUCAUGCAUUACUGCAGCGUUGGGUUGAACGGGAAGGCAAGCAUGCCACAGAGGACUGUCUGAUUAGGAGGCUGACCAAGAUCAACCGCAUGGACAUUGUCCAUCUCAUUGAAACCCAGAUGAACAAGUCUGUUCAAGAACAAACAUCUAGAACCUAUGCAGAAAUAGAGAAGACCCUAGAUCAUAGUGAAGUGUCAGUCGCUUUGUCUUCAGUGCAACAGGACACUGACAGCCCAAGAAUUGUGAGAAGGAUUGAGUCUGAUGGUAGACCGCCACCAGCUGUUUCUGAGGAGGAUCUAUCAGUUGCUUCUUUGCUGGAUAUUCCUUCGUGGGCAGAGCCAACGGGACAAGUCCACUCAGAGAGCAUGCAUGGAGACCUACUAGAGGACGUUGAAAUCACACAGGAAUUGAGCCCCAACCUAUGGAUUCCUGAAGAUGUCACAUCAAAAGAACAUGCAAGUUACAACUCCUCAGAUGAGCAAAUGUCAUCUGCAUCCUCCAAGACAGUACAUUCACAGUCAUCUAAUGAAAAAAAUAUCCAAUUAGAACCAAUUCAGUGCUUCCCCACUAAAAUGGAGGUCUCAGUUCCUGACGCAAACACAUCAGCCCUUUCAAAUAUAGAGUUAGAACUUCCAGGUUGCUUGGAUCAAACUAAACCCCAACCUGACACCUUGUUUGCCACUCCAACCACCAUAUCACAGGUAAAGGAUGAACACUUUUUACUGUCUGGUCCUGGUGGCGAAUCUGGCUUAGCCGAACCAACUUCAGCGGCCCCCGACUCACAAGACAGUUCAGAUGUACUCACCAUCCUGUCCCUGGAAUCUCCAGACUCACCAUCCAUGAAGAUUGGGUCCCCUGGAAACAUUGAGCCCAUGUCAGAUCUAAAGGGAAUGAAAUAUGAGUUUAGAUCAGAGAUAGAUGAACUACCUUCAUCAGAUGUUCCGGAUCAUGAAGGCAAAUUUCUUCUGGAAGAUCCAGGAGCCGGCACAUCAUCCACUGCACAGAUGGCAGAAGAUGAAACAGAUGACACGGUUACUCCUGGUAAAAGAAAAGCUUUUGAGUUAAGUUCUGGUAUUUUUAAAGACAGCCUUGAAUUAUUUUUUUUGGACUCCAAGUCCUCCCAAAGAUUGGAAGAGAAAAAUGAAUCACUGUGGAGUUCUAGGACUGAUGAAACAUCUAUGCAGAGUAUCCAAGACCAGCAUUUAUGGUAUAGAACUUCCACUGACACCCUUUCCUCUCAGUCUUUGUCUGAGUUGACUCCUGAGACAGUCACAACUGCAAGACAUUUUAGCUUUGAGGAGCUGAUGUCAAACCAAUCCUCAGCAAGCUUGGAGAUAUCUUCAGAUGAGGACAAGCCAAGAAACUGCAAGCAGCAUUCAGAUGAAACUCUGGUAGAUGAGGAUGAAUGGCAUGAUUUGGAGUCAAUUUCUGUUAAACAAAAAACUGAGAAGACCUCCCCAUCUUCUGAUGAGGAAAAUGGCAUCCCACUUGGAAAUGCAGGGACUUUAUCAGCUUCUGAAGACAGAUCCCACAUCCAUCCAGAGUGCAAAGAGGAUCACAGUGACCCAGAGUCGUACCUUGACUGCAAACAAAAGGUCUCUGAUUCCUCAGAGACGGAUCCAGAUGAAUAUGAAAGAAGUCCAGCCCAGAGUCAAAGGCAGAAGGUGCUCUUGACUUCUGGAAGUGAAGAUUAUGCAGAUGCUUUCAUGGUUCAUGAGGGUCCACUGGAGGAGAGUGAAACGUACCCUUCAGAGACAUCGGAUGAAGAAACCCCCAUGCGCCAAGCAUCAAAACUACCCGGAACUUAUGACGCUAAUAAAUCUCUGAAGAGGGAGAUCGACGCAGAACUUGGAUCAAUGUCUGACAGUUCGGAUGAUGAAUUUUUUUUGACCGCCAGAAUUGUACGGCGAAGAUUUGUCAUUCAGGGUGAUGAAAUGCCCCGCCUCACCAGUCGCACUGUAACAGAGGAGACUUACAAGAAUGAAAAUGGACACACUGUUGUCAAAAAGGUAACCCGGAAAGUUGUUCGCAAAUGUGUUUCUACAAAUGGAGAAGAGCAUGCUGGGAAAUCAUUUGAAGGAGUUGCUCAGGGAUCAGAUGUCGGAUGCAGCAGGAAUGUGAGGAGUGAGGGGGACCACGCAGAGGUGUCAUUUGAUAAAUGUGAGGACCUCCCAUCAUCGAGGCAACAAACUGCUGAUAAAGUGAGUCAUAAAGAAGCAACCGGAUCAGAGGUUGAGAGGACAACACCUUCCCUAAAUGACCAAUCUUUGGCUUCUCAUUUCCCUCCAACCCAACAUGACUUCACACAGCUGUAAAGGGAGCCAGCAGCACACAGAGGUCCAUGUAGAGCAAACGAACAACGACAGAGAAAGGUCAAAGCCCUUUGACCUGCAGCAGCAACUCCACCAGCUCUCCCAAUGCUGCUAUGAACAAAAUAGGAUCAAGGACUGAGGAAUGAAUAAAAUAAAAUGCUUCCCCCUCCACACCAGACAGUCCCCGCUAAACUCCCUGCUACUCCUAUGCAUUUGCCACAUGCAAUCCUGGUGUGUACUUCAGCACCUGAGAGCUACCACAGUCUUCCCGCUUUAGUUCUGGAAGAUGAGCUUGUAGUUCACAAAAAAAAAAUGAGUUUCCUUCCCUGACUGAUGUUUCAUGAUUUCUUUUCAUGUUCAAGUGUUUUAUUUAUUUAUUUAUUUCAAAUUUUCUUUGCCUUUUUGUGACCAAAGAUUCUUUUGUGUUGUUUUUCCAAUUCAGUUCUGAAUGUCGUGUUUUUGAUUCAGUAGAAGAGCGGUUCCAAAAAAAAAACAAAAAACAUGAAUGUCGUUCACAUUAGCCUAUUCACACCUGAAGGUUAGGAGACAGAAGGUGCUUUUAUUGAUGAAGCACUUUCAUUGCACUGCCUCUCUCAACUCAGACAUUGGUUUUCAAAAAGAAAAAGGACAUCAUAUUCUGUUCUACGUUAUGUUUUUCUUUUCAUUAGGUGAUCAAGAUGUCACAAAGCUGAAACCUGAUCAUAUCAGCACUGAAUUUACCUGCUGCCAUAGUGUUUUGCGUAGACUGUGUGUAUUCCGUCUUUAAAAAUGAUAUAUUAUCUAUAAUCUAAAAACUGCUGACAUCUGUAGCCUAGAAAUGAAUAAUCACUCAUGUGCAGUAGAACAGGCAUGACUAAUGGACAUCUGUCAGUUUGAUCAUAGCUUUGCCUGCUUUGUUGUCCAGUGGUUUGUCCAAUUCUUUGCUUCUAUGUACCUUUCUUUAUUACAUUGAAUCUGUUUGCUUUUAGGCUUUUUCAUGUGUAAUUGUUGAUCCUGCCUCAUAACACUUGAGCGUAGCUUGACUGAAGGCACUGAAUGUUUGUCUGUGCAUGUGUGGAGCCAAAUUCUGGUGGUUUGCAGAGAGUUUUGUGGGUACUGUAUGAAGAUUAUUUAAGAUGUCAUUGUUUUUUAUUUCAAAGUUAUAUUAUUUAUCUGGAGGUCCUCUGCACAGUUUUGGAAAUGUAUUUCUUUGUGGAAAAGCGACCAGGCUGUUGAGUGUUUUUAUUUCAUGUAUAAGCUUUAUUGUUUCAACGAUUUUAAAUCAGGAAAGUGUUAAACGAGGUGCACACCAUGUUUGAGUGUGAAUGGGUCUGUUUCUGUGUGUAGUACAAAGGUGUGUUUUCUGUCAGCAAAGACCUGUUUAUUUUACACAAAUCACUUUUGCACUCCUGAAUGUCAGGUGGAGACACCUUCAUGAGUUCUGUGCACAGGAUGUUGGGUGCAGCAGAUGUUCGCCACAGAGAAAGUCUCAGCGUGGAGGUGAUGACAUGCAGGACGACGCACGUGGUUAUUGAAUUAUGUGAUUAUCCGCAGCUCUGAGCAUAAUACUCUGUAUUUAUUUCACUCUCACCGUUUACUUUGUGAUUCCAAAAAGAAAUCUGAUUAGUGAAAGUUCACUGUGACAGGUAUGCUUUUUAAUUUUGAAAAAACAGCAUCCCUUUUCUGUGAUGACAGCAUAUCCAGUAUAUAUAUCUACAAAGGCAUGUAUUACUGUAUUCAAAUUUGAAAGGACAGACUCAUUGUGCAGUCUAUUUAUGGCUGAUAGAGAAUAAAAUCCUAAAAAUGUAUAAUGUUA
Molecule: messenger RNA, 16607 nt
Organism: Oryzias melastigma (Indian medaka)
Lineage: Eukaryota; Metazoa; Chordata; Actinopteri; Beloniformes; Adrianichthyidae
Gene: ank2a
Product: ankyrin 2a, neuronal
Exons: 51
Coding region: 299-14815 (4838 amino acids)
Biological process (GO): signal transduction; regulation of cardiac muscle contraction; protein localization to T-tubule
Cellular component (GO): T-tubule
Molecular function (GO): protein binding
Source: RefSeq, a predicted model, not a curated record